CCGACCUUGAGAUUUUGAAGCGGUGCUUUAGUGUUUAACGUUACCGUCAUGGUGUUAGACUUGGAUCUUUUCAGAGUCGAUAAAGGAGGUGAUCCUGAAAUUAUUCGUUCCAAUGAGAUAAAAAGAUUCAGAGGUACCAAACGUGUCGAUUUGGUACUAGAGGCAGAUGAGAAUUGGCGGAAAGCACGUUUCAGAGCUGAUCAUUUAAAUAAAGUAAAAAACUUCUGCAGCAAAGCCAUUGCUAAAAAGAUUAAAGAAAACAAAGACAGUCCGGAUUUCGAGUCUGAUUUGUUUGAUGUCGUAUUUGAUCGCCUCGACUCACUUGUGGAAGCUGAUUUACAGUCCUUGAGCGUAGCACAGUUAAAGUCGUUGUCCUGUCUCAUUGACGAAGAAAUAAAGAGAAAUGCGUCUAUUGUAACUGAGUUCGAGUCUGUAAGACAGCAGCAAUUGUAUGAGAUUGGUAAUCUCCUACACCCAGAUGUACCGAUAAGCAACAAUGAGGAAGACAAUUUGGUUAUUCGAACUUUCGGAAAGAGCGAUUUUCGAAAACCUUUAUCUCAUGUCGAUUUAGUGACGAUGGUAGAUGGUUUUGACGGUGAACGUGGAAGUAUAGUAGCUGGAGGUCGUGGAUAUUUCCUAAAGGGCCCUCUUGUUUUCCUGGAACAAGCAAUCAUAAACUUAGCUCUACAAAUGCUAGAUGAACGUGGUUAUACGCCACUGUACACUCCAUUUUUUAUGCGCAAGGAGGUUAUGCGAGCAGUCGCUCAAUUAAGUCAAUUUGACGAAGAGUUAUACAAAGUUACCGGGCGUCGUGAACUCAAUGCCACAACCAAUCAUGAUUUGCAAGCAAAUGAAAAUGAAGAGGAAGAGAAAUAUUUGAUUGCAACAUCUGAACAACCAAUCGCUGCAUUUCAUCAAGAUGAGUGGUUACCCAUUGAUCAAUUACCGAUUAAGUAUGCAGGGAUCUCGACUUGUUUCAGACAAGAAGUUGGUAGUCAUGGUCGUGAUACUCGUGGAAUAUUUCGUGUUCAUCAGUUCGAAAAAGUUGAACAGUUUUGCAUUACUAGUCCGCACGAUAAUCUGUCAUGGGAGAUGUUUGAUCAUAUGAUUUGUAACGCUGAAGCAUUUCACCAGGCUCUGAAACUGCCUUAUCGUGUUGUUUCCAUUGUGUCGGGUGAGCUAAACAAUGCUGCAUCAAUGAAGUAUGAUUUAGAAGGUUGGUUCCCUGGGUCUGGAGCUUUUAGAGAACUUGUAUCUUGUAGUAAUUGUUUGGACUAUCAAUCUCGUCGGUUAGCAAUUCGUUUCGGUCAAACAAAAAAAAUGAAUAAAAGUGUUGAAUAUGUACAUAUGCUCAAUGCAACGAUGUGUGCAACCACUCGAGUUAUUUGUGCGAUUCUAGAGAAUUAUCAAACAGAACAUGGGAUUAUUGUACCUGAUGUUUUAAAAUCAUUUAUGCCCAAAAGUUAGUGUACUUUUUUGUUAUUAAUGAAAAUACUUUUCAGUGGGCUAUAAUCCAUUUUAAAAAAUUCAUUCUAUGCUUAUGAUUAUAUGUUAUGUAUGAUGCUUUCAUAAUGUGUUUUCUUCAAUGUUUGUAAGCUUUAAUUCGUUCAACUCAGUAACUAAACUGUCCACUUAUGUAUUAGGUUUUAAGUCGCAUUUUUUGAGUGUUGGUGUUACCGCCAGAGUACUGGAGUCGAAGUACUCUGAAAUUUUGUUUUAAAUAGUUGAAAGUUGGUUACUUAAACCAUUAACCCUCCACUUAGUGUUCAUAGUCUUAAAAUAUUAUCACUUCUUACUGAACAUUAGUAUUUUUAAUAGACUAUUAAAUACAUGGAGGUUUUCAUUCAUCCGAAUUAUUGCGAUAUUGUGUAUGUAUGAAGUGAGAUGAUGAUGUAAUUAGCCAGUUUAUGCCGUUAAUUUUAUCAAGUUGUUUCAGUCAAUAAUUAAAUAUAUCAUCUCUCCAUCAAUCAUUUUAUUGACAUUUACCCAUAUAUUCUCAUGUGUUUGUGUAUUUGGAAGUGUCUAUUAUUUACUUUCUUAUUGCUUGUAAAUGUACUCCGUCGAUAUUUCGUGAUUUACACAUAUGCGCAUAUUCGUUCUUUUAUAUAUUCUCUCCUGUUGCAUGGUUUGGUUGAUUUACGCUUGGUUGUUGAGCUGUUACGUUUUCAAUGAAGUAACUUCGAUAUGAUUUCGUAUCUGCUUUUGAACUCCUCGUGCUAAAAUAAAACUAGUUAUUACUUCCGGUUUUAUAACCAGAUUCGUAUAACACUGAUUAACUAGUGAUGAGCCAACUCAUGAACUUGUCACAGCCUACGACGAAACCGCCUACAAAAUAAUUUGUUUGUCACUAAUUUGCAAUUAUACCUACUCACCAUCAGGGUGGAUCACUAUCUGUAUUUAAUUAGUGUAUUAUUACAUAUUUUGUUUCAUAAACUGUGACAAUAUAUCAUUAUUAACUAUCGUAACAAUCGCAUGAAAUCAUUACUUAUUACACAAUAAACAUAAUAGUAACCUUCCUCUCAUUCUCAAACCAUAUAUUCCCUCGUAUAACAAUUUUGUUCUCCUCUUUAGUCCGUCGACUUUGUCAUUUAAAGUCACGUUACGUACAUGGUGGAUCGUUUAAUAUAAUCUUUUGUGUGUUCUAUCGAAUAUGCUUGCUAGCUUGUCAGUGUCGCUGUCACUGAAAUUUAGAGUCUGCUGUACAAUUUGCGGCAAUUCACAUAACCAUAAUCUAUCGAAUAAACUACCAUCUACUUUCGUACUUCCCAGCAAACUUCACUUGCGAUUACUUUGCUAUGAUGACUUUCUGCCUCCUAUUCGUACCUGGAUAAUUAGUUGGUCGAUAACGUCUUGGAUACCGCUCUUAAGACUGUCUGUUUCAACGUCAAUACGCCUUAGACGAAUAUCUACACUAGAUUCGCUCCCAGUGUUUAUGCUACAGGAAUUCAACACGACUCAGAUCAUGAACACGUGAUUAACCUGACUAGAACGUAAAUAUGUUUCCACACCAAAAAUCGUCAACAACCCGACACAAUCCAACAACAAUCAACAAUAAUAAGGAUAUGAGAAUAUAUAACUCAUUUAACGCCUGUCAGAAUAUCUACAAUUCUGACUAAGCAAACAACCAAUCAUUAUCAUUCUCGCCCACACAUCAGUAAGUGUGGACUAGUGAUAUAACUCGUCUUUUUGUCAAGCUUCACGAUUGUGCAUAAAAUAGUACUCAAGCCUAGCGAACCAGAGUUGUGAUUCUGCUACUCUAAAAAUAGAAAUUGUAAGACUAUUAGUACGCGUAAAACAGUAUUGUAAGAAUUGUAAAAGUCUAGCUACAGACUUGAUAAAAGGUGGCAAGUAAUGUACAAUUAAUUAGGUGUGACAUAAAAAAGCAGAUAAAUUAAUCUUAGUAAUAAUAAUGAUAAAUAACACAAUAAUAUGAAAUAAAGCACAUCCCCUGAAUAUGCACCAAUUGAUUCGAAACUUAGUGAUUUAAUAGUACCUUGCCUGUUGGGUAAUAGGUGUCGAUCCAGGAUCGACCUCGUUUAGAAUCCCUAAUGCUCACUACUGACAAGUGUUAAACUUAAGUAAAACAACUAUCCAGUGCUUCUCAAGUUACUGUCUGUUCACGAUAAAAAAUUACUUUCAAAUCGAAAUCUAAAUUAUGUAUGUAGAGUAGGCUGCUCAUUAUAGCACGCUAUGGCAUUUCCGUACUUGUUUGUGACCAGUAAAUCUUACUAAUGCUACUGAAUACUGCAUACUAAUCAUACAAUGAAUCUCAUUGGGUAUAGUUGAUUGUCUGAUAAUCUAAUUCAUGCAUUGCAGUAUUUCUUCUAGGUCACUGUCCGUCGGUAUCGUCGUCCGAACAAUCGUUUUUGUCUGUAUAAUUCAAUGUUCAAACUUUUUUGCCAAUAAACUGCUUAAGCAAUAAAACUGAAUGAUAGAAUGUUUUUAAGAAACUUAGAAUUACGAAUUUCUAGACAAACCAUUAAUACAACUUUUCACUUUUGUAUUUCACCCAUUGAAGCUGCAAUACUCGUUAUCUGGUGUCUAUACUUGGCUAAAUGCGCUAUAAGGCAUAUUAUUCGUUUAUUGUUAGCGUUGUAUUUCUUUUCAGAUCAGAACAUCUUAGUUAAUAUUCUUAUACGUGUAUAUUGUAAAUACUUCUUUUCUUUAAGUAAUGUUGAUUUACUGACAGUUUUAAUUAUUGUAAAUUAAUUAUUUUUUGUUUUAUUCAUAUGAUCUAUUCGCAUACUUUUUAUUUAACUUAUCGUAUUAGAAUAUCAGAAAUUUAUACCGUUCAAAGGACAUGAAGAUAAAAUACCUGUCAGCAUUAAUGAUGUGCCAGAGACAAUCCACAAUUCACCCAAUACAAAAUUUCACGAUGAAACAUCGUUCAAUGAGCUAAAUGAGAAAAUAAGUAAUUUAACUGGUGUCACAGAAUCUGGUCUCGUCAGUGCUAUUUCUCAAAUAUCUGAAGUUCAAAAACGAAUUGAAGACACGUUAAAUACACUAAGUCUAGUCACCACAAAUAAUCACGUUGAAAAAGAUGUCCGUGACAAAAAAUGUGCUAUUGUUCAUCCUGUAGAAGAUAAAAAUGACCCUGAAGUUGAAAAUAAGGAUACAAUUGAUAAUGAGUCUUUGAGUUUACAGUCAACUACUCCAGAACCAACUGAUUCUAAGAAGAAGCGGAAGAAAAAACCAAAAAAGAAACAAUCGAAUUAGAAUUUUAUUUUACUGUGGUGCUCAGUUAAUAUUGCAUAUUAAUCAUUUGUUGUAUUGACUUACACUUGCAUAUGAAUAUAAAUUUUGACUGUGGUGUUAUUUAAACAUGAAAAUUACAUUAAUAAUCGGAUCCAUGGUUUGCGAAAGGUAUUUUCAGUCAUAUAUGUCAGCUAGCCACGUUUAUUAUUGCGUUAAAGUUUUAAAUUAGAUUUCUGUUAUCAAGAUAUUUAUGCAUAUAUUACUUCUGAAGUCUGGAAAUAUUAGGAUCCAUUUUUUACGUUAUAAUUGAAGCACAAAUUGAAUUUGGAUAAAGUUAUAUUUCAAGCCGAAAUAUUGAAUACUCUUAACUCAGUUUGAUUCAUGUCCCUGUAAUAGUUGGUUUAGUAUAAUCCAAGGUGCUAUUUGAAGAAACCUAUGAAUCGCAACAGUGCACGGUAGUUUUGAUCUAUAUCAUAGUUUUGAUAUACUACCUAGAAAUAAUUCGAGGCGAAUCACUUACUGGUCCUGGAAUCUGACUCCAGUUAGAUCGUUUGUUAUUGAAAUAUACAUGUCG
Schistosoma margrebowiei is the source of this 5269-nucleotide messenger RNA. The record is from the annotation of a GenBank genome assembly. NCBI's taxonomy places the organism in Eukaryota, Metazoa, Platyhelminthes, Trematoda, Strigeidida, Schistosomatidae.